AUGGACAGCGAUCGGUCCUCCGAGGACGACGACGAGGCGAAAUGUGUCUCAUGCGGCAGCGGGCGCUCCGCGCCUGGCAACGAGAUCCUGCUCUGCGACGGGUGUGACGUUUCGGCCUACCACCUCGCCUGCCUGCCUGUGCCGCUCGCGACCGUGCCCGAGGGGGACUGGUACUGCCCGGCGUGCGUCCAGCAGCGCGGCAAGAAGCGGCCCGCAGACGCCCCGCAGGAGCCGUCGCCGCCGUCGCCGCCGCAGGGGCAGUGCUUCGUGACGUCGGGCUGCCUGCUCUCGCAGCCGCACGAGGGCCCGUUCGGCAUCGAGUUGGACCUCUAG
This is a messenger RNA of Emiliania huxleyi CCMP1516, 333 nucleotides long. RefSeq lists its product as hypothetical. Gene Ontology annotation, biological process: chromatin remodeling. NCBI's taxonomy places the organism in Eukaryota, Haptophyta, Isochrysidales, Noelaerhabdaceae. Bases 1 to 333 code for a protein of 110 amino acids. The transcript has 3 exons. The record is from RefSeq and is a predicted model, not a curated record.